This is a messenger RNA of Penicillium verhagenii, 591 nucleotides long. RefSeq names its product RING-H2 finger protein. Gene Ontology annotation, molecular function: ubiquitin protein ligase activity. Gene Ontology annotation, cellular component: nucleoplasm; cytoplasm. The record is from RefSeq and is a predicted model, not a curated record. The transcript has a single exon. Gene Ontology annotation, biological process: positive regulation of DNA-templated transcription; ubiquitin-dependent protein catabolic process; protein ubiquitination. NCBI's taxonomy places the organism in Eukaryota, Fungi, Ascomycota, Eurotiomycetes, Eurotiales, Aspergillaceae. The coding region runs from base 1 to 591 and encodes 196 amino acids.
AUGUCCCGCUACGGUCGAGAAGAUACACCAAUGCCGACCCGAGGUAAUGGAAAUGGUCGCACACAAGAUGAAGACGAAGAUUCUAAUGCCGAAUCACCGACCCCAAGCCUUGAGGAACUAACCAGCAGUGACAAUCCAGAGGAGUUGCGAGAUUAUUAUAUUAGGCUGGUAAAUAGGGCAAGAGCACUCGGCAUUGAUAUGGAUGGAUUCGCAGAUACAUCUAACGAUGAAAUUGAUGUCCUUACUGAUGGUGAAAAUGAAGUUCUAACUGAGGAUAGGCCACGCAGAGUGUUUGGAGAAUCCGAGUUCAACACCCUGCCCGCGAUGGACGCUAACCAAGAAAUGAUCGAUUCGGGAGUUGAGUGUGCUAUUUGUCUCGGCCCACCGGAGCUUGGGGAUAAAAUUGUCGUUCUUGAAUGUGAGCAUUUAUUCCACCGCAUUUGUAUCAUCGAUUGGCUUGAUCGGCAUCCAACUUGCCCACUUUGCCGACAACGCGUCGUUCCUGUGGAAUACCGCAAUCCAACUGUUGGAAAUGAUGGGCCCGGCAAUUUGGAGGGUCGACCACGCGAGCGCCACGUUCAUUGGGCUUAG